This is a messenger RNA of Talpa occidentalis (Iberian mole), 1131 nucleotides long. RefSeq names its product heat shock transcription factor, X-linked-like. The transcript is spliced from 3 exons. The coding region runs from base 1 to 1131 and encodes 376 amino acids. The record is from RefSeq and is a predicted model, not a curated record. NCBI's taxonomy places the organism in Eukaryota, Metazoa, Chordata, Mammalia, Eulipotyphla, Talpidae. Gene Ontology annotation, biological process: regulation of DNA-templated transcription. Gene Ontology annotation, molecular function: sequence-specific DNA binding; DNA-binding transcription factor activity.
AUGGCGGCAGAGAAGACCCCCCCCAGAGGCCAGAGCCCUGGCCUGGGAUGGAGGCCUCUGCCCCCAGAGCCCAGGGCAGCCCCUCCUGGCCUGUGGAGGGGAGCCACUGCACCGGACCCCUCGCUCAUCCGGCGCCAGCUGGCCCUGGCUGGGGGGCCUGAGGGUGGCCCGCCGCCAGGGGCAGUUGCCUCCCAGCUGGUGACCCCGCGGCCUGGGUGCAAGCGGCCACGGGCCGCCUGCGUCACGCUGUCGGAGGCCCAGGGCUCGCUCCUCUCCCUGCCCUUCCCGCGAAAGCUGUGGGAAAUUGUCAGCAGCCCUCAGUUUGAGUCCAUCCGCUGGCACAGCAGCGGGACCUGCAUUGUCAUCAACCAGAAGCUGUUCGAGAAGGAGAUCCUGGACAGGCAAGGGCCCAGCAAGGUGUUUGAGACCGACUGCAUGAAGAGCUUCCUCCGCCAGCUGAACCUCUACGGGUUCAGCAAAAUAUGGCAGGACGAGUCCACCCCCGUCUGCCUGGACCACGUUUCCACAGAGGAGGCGCCCUCCCAUGAGCCGAGCAAGCUACAGUUCUACUGCAGCCUCUUGUUCCGGAGAGACAGCCCCCAGCUCCUGGCGCGCAUGCAGAGGAGGACCCGCAGCCGGGCUGCGCUCAAGCAGAGGGAGGGCGCGCCGCAGGCCCCGCCGCUCGCCCUGGCCGCCACCUCAGCCACCGCGCGGCCCGAAGCCGCGGGCUCCCGGACGGCAGGUCUGCAGACGCCCGCCCGCGCCGAGCUGCCACUGGACGCGGCUGCCGCCCCGGCCCGCAGGGACCCCGUCCUGCCGACCGCUGCCGGGAGGCCGGCCCAGCCCGCCGCCCGGCCCAUCGCUGCAAGCAGCCCUUACUGGCCCGUGGGGAGCCUGGCCGGGGGACGUCCCAGAGGCCUCAGCGCGCCCACCUCUCAGCUCUCCACGGCCAGCGUGCUGACGUGGUGCCACCCCUUGGGCUCCAUGCCUAUCAUGUCUCCUGGGCCCGCCGGCCCCGGCUUGGCGGUGCCUCAUCUGCCGAGUCCAUUCUGCUGGCCCAGCCCCCGUUAUUUCCCCGCAUACCGUCCGCCUCCCCACGGGCCCGCGGACCGUGCCGAUGACCCCAGAUGA